ACAUCCGGAAAACUCCUGUCACAUGACAACCAUUCUCUUGUCAGGAUGGCGGAUGAUCUGCCUACGGAGUUUGAUGUUGUCAUCCUCGGGACUGGCCUACCCGAGUCCAUCAUUGCUGCUGCAUGCACCAGAAUUGGACAACGGGUUCUUCAUAUAGAUGCGAGGAAUUACUAUGGUGGGAAUUGGGCCAGCUUUACAUUUUCAGGGUUACAGACCUGGAUUGAAAACUGUAAGCAAGAACUGAACACUGAAUUAGCUGCAGCAUGUAAGGGUCAAGCCUUAGACAAUGAAGAAAUAAUUCCAUUCAACAAGAGAAACCAAACUAUUCAGAACAUUGAGGUCUUCUGUUACUCCAGUACUGAAGAUGGAGAAGCUGUAGAAGAAGCCGGAGCACUUAACAUAAACUCUGCACUACUAACCACUGUUACCAGUUCAGAUGGUCAAGAAAACUCCUCUAUAGAUAUUAGUAAAAAUCACACAUCAACAGAACAAAAUGACAGUCCUGAAGGAAGAAGUGAUUUGGAAGAGGCAACCAAUAGUGACCAAAGGUCAGCAGAUUCUACUCUGGAGACUGGUACCAUAGUAGAGGUGGAACCAUCCCUAACCCAGGCCAUCCAGCAGGACUCGCCUAAAACCAUUACCUAUUCCCAGAUUGUGAAAGAAGGAAGAAGAUUUAAUGUUGAUUUAGUGUCAAAGUUUCUGUAUUCUCGAGGACUGUUAAUUGAGCUUCUCAUCAAAUCAAAUGUUAGCCGUUACACUGAGUUUAAGAAUGUCACCCGGAUUUUAACUUAUCACAAUGGCAAAAUUGAGCAGGUACCUUGUUCAAGAGCAGAUGUAUUUGCUAGUAAACAACUUUCCAUGGUAGAAAAGAGGAUAUUGAUGAAAUUUCUAAUGCACUACAUAGACUAUGAGCUUCACCCUGAAGACUAUCAAGAUUAUGAAAAUUCAACUUUUUUAGAGUUUUUAAAGUCCAAACAGUUGACUCCAACUUUGCAGCACUUUGUUCUGUACUCCAUUGCGAUGGUGCCAGAAAAUGCCAAAACCAUAGAAGGGUUGAAAGCAAUGCAACAUUUCCUUAGGUGCCUUGGACGAUAUGGCAAUACUCCUUUUCUCUUCCCUAUGUAUGGCUUGGGAGAGAUUCCUCAGUGCUUCUGCAGGAUGUGUGCCGUAUUCGGAGGAGUCUAUUGUCUUCACCAUUCGCUGGAGUGCCUAGUAGUUGAUGGAGAUUCAAAGCUGUGUAAAGCUGUCAUUGACCAUAGAGGUAAACGAGUAGACUGCAAAUACGUGAUUGUGGAGGAUAGCUACCUUCCUGAGCAGAUCUGUGCAAAUGUAUCAUACAAACAAAUCUCCAGAGCAGUCCUUAUUACAGACUGUUCUAUACUGAACACGGAAUCCAACCAAGAGAUUUCAGUCUUAACAUUUCCACCAGCAGACAAAGGACAAACUGCUGUGUACAUAACUGAACUCUGCUCUUCAACGAUGACUUGCAUGAAAAACACAUACCUUGUCCAUCUUACAUGUUCAUCCACAAAACCAACAGCCAAAGAAGAUCUGGAACCGGUUGUACAGCAAUUAUUUACUCUGAGCACAGAGAACGAUAUUGAAGCAAAUGACCGUACAAAACCAAAAGUUCUUUGGGCUCUGUAUUUUAACAUGAGGGAUUCCUCUGGUGUACCACGUCAGUCUUACGCUGGACUUCCCCCAAAUGUGUAUGUUUGCAGUGGGCCAGACCAUUGCUUUGGAAAUGAUCAUGCGGUUCAACAGGCAGAAAAUCUAUUCCAUGAGCUUUACCCAAGUGAGGAAUUCUGCCCGCCAGCUCCAAACCCAGAAGACAUUAUCUAUGAUGGAGAGUGUGCUCAGCAAGAACCAAGUGAAUCUAGCAUACCUGUAGACUCAAAAGCAGAAGCUUCUGCUGAAAAUGAAACUGUAGUAGAAUCAUAUGAAGACUCAGAAGCACAGAAGGCAGAAUAGCUGUUCAUUGCCUGGAUGCAUGUAACUUAUUUCCAGAUCUCAUGCCACCAGCCAUUCCUGUAUGAGUACCAAUGUAAGGGCUGUUAAGACUACGCAUAUCCUAAUGCAGUUUAUAUCCAAGUAUAUGGAUAAAGAAUGUCAAGUAUAACUGUGCCUGCAAAUUCCUUCAUCUGUAAUGUUUUUCUUGGAAGACAGUUUACAAGGGUCCAUAUUUCCUGUAUAAUUAAUGUAUCAGUUGUAUGAGCCUGUUUUUCCUGAACUUUGCAUUGUUAACAAGGAAAUUAAUUCACUUCACAGGAGAUUGUGAAUAAAAUGAAUCUAAGUUAUAGACUUUGA
Molecule: messenger RNA, 2307 nt
Organism: Xenopus tropicalis (tropical clawed frog)
Lineage: Eukaryota; Metazoa; Chordata; Amphibia; Anura; Pipidae
Gene: chm
Product: choroideremia (Rab escort protein 1)
Exons: 15
Coding region: 46-1971 (641 amino acids)
Biological process (GO): small GTPase-mediated signal transduction; protein targeting to membrane; intracellular protein transport
Cellular component (GO): nucleus; cytosol; Rab-protein geranylgeranyltransferase complex
Molecular function (GO): GDP-dissociation inhibitor activity
Source: RefSeq, a predicted model, not a curated record